AUGGGCCAUUUCCGCGGAUUUGUGCAUGGGUUGGUUGGCCGGUUACGGCAGCAGUUGGUCCACGAGUUGAUGUUUUGCACCGAUCACCCGCCCCCAGCCAUCCCGUGGGAUCAUUUGUACGAUGAUGCCACGCAGAGUGCCACCGGAUGGAGUUUUUUACAGGAUUUACGUACAUCGUGGCCGGUCCAGGGUCCGACGUGGUUCAUGGAGCGUAUCCGCCACGAGCCCCGAUUACAGCGUCAGUUUGUACAGUCCCACGGGGCCGGGUUCCGGAUGCCCGCCAUCGAUCGGUUUUUUCGAGUGGUGAGCCAGUUCCGUGAGCGGUUAAGCGUGGCCGUCCAUGUUUGUGCCGGUCAACCCAGCCGGGGUCCCGAGUUAAUGAGCAUCCGGCAUCGUAACAGUGAGCGAGAGCGCCGCAAUAUAUUCAUUGAGGAUGGCAUGGUCACAUUUGUCAGUCGAUACCAUAAGGGGUUCCAUGUGGCCAAUGAUACCAAGGUGAUUUUCCGAUAUUUACCCCGGGAGAUUGGUGAGUUGGUCAUAUGGUAUUUAUGGUUAGUAUUGCCAUUUGUGGAGCAGAUGCAGUCAUAUCAGCGGCAUAUACGGGGCGAAGCCGCCACCAUCGGUCGACGGGCCGAGUAUGUAUGGUCCCCGGAUCCCGAUCGGCAGACCGAGUGGAGUAGCGUCCGGUUACGGGAGGUAUUGAAGCGCGAGACCGCGAUUGGAUUGGAUGGGCAGAAGUUGGGAUUACAGGCAUACCGUGACAUCGCCAUCGCCAUCAGCCGGCGGUAUUUACGCCCCAGCAGUCAGUUCCAGGCCAACACCGAGGAGGAGGCCCCCGACAUUGACGACGAGACAUCCAUGGAUGAUGAUGGGAUCCGAGCAUUCAUUGCGGAUAUCCAGGCCGCGCAUUCCGCCAGCAUUGCCGGGACGCAAUAUGGCCGGAUGAUGAUGGAGAAUCCCAACACCACGGCCCGGCACCGCGAGUUAUUCCGCCAGGUGAGCCAGGAUUGGCAUUAUUUUUUAGGAUUCGAGUCCACCCGUAUCGAACAUGACCGCCGGGCCCCCGGCACCAAGCGUAAGCCCAACCCAUGGGAAGUCGAAACGGCCGAGGCCCGUACGCAGCGUCGAUAUGAUUUACACCAGACCAACAUAGACGAGGCAUUCCAGCACAUGAUGGGGAGCAACACCGUAGCAUUGCGGGGGCAACAGGGUCCCGUAUUACAAGCCAUCAAGCAUGGGGUAAGCCCCAUUGUGGCGGUCAUGCCCACCGGGGGAGGUAAGAGUGUGUUGUUUAUGUUGCCCGCGUGGGUGAGUGGCCGUGCCGGGUUAACCAUCGUGGUUGUUCCAUUGAUUGCAUUACGCGGUGACAUGGAAGCACGAUGCCAGCGAUUGGGGAUUUCAUGUGCGGUAUGGGACCCCCGACGGCCACCCGAUGGGGUAUCCAUCGUAUUGAUCACGCCCGAGAGCACCGACAGCGAUGCAUUUGCCGAUUUUGUGACCCGGCAGCGGAUGUUACAGCGAUUAGAUCGGAUUGUGGUGGACGAGUGCCAUAUGGUAUUAAGUCAACAGGAGCGAUUCCGGCCAUUAUUCCAGCAGUUGGGCAAGUUACGAACCGCAGCCACCCAGAUCGUGAUGUUGACCGCGACAUUGCCCCCCCCGCAGCGAGGAAUUAUUAUUCCAUCGGAUGCAUUGGGUCCGGGAUCAAGUGGUAUUAUAUCGGGGCCACACCAGCCGGCCCAAUAUCGCAUAUCGUGUCCAUACGAUCCCCGUAGACGAUGGAUAUGA
Molecule: messenger RNA, 1785 nt
Organism: Penicillium manginii
Lineage: Eukaryota; Fungi; Ascomycota; Eurotiomycetes; Eurotiales; Aspergillaceae
Exons: 1
Coding region: 1-1785 (594 amino acids)
Biological process (GO): double-strand break repair via homologous recombination
Cellular component (GO): chromosome; cytoplasm
Molecular function (GO): 3'-5' DNA helicase activity; four-way junction helicase activity; ATP binding
Source: RefSeq, a predicted model, not a curated record